Messenger RNA from Linum tenue, 1530 nucleotides. The record is from the annotation of a GenBank genome assembly. Lineage: Eukaryota; Viridiplantae; Streptophyta; Magnoliopsida; Malpighiales; Linaceae.
GGAGGUGUUGAUGACAACGAGCCUGCAGCCAUUGCCGACAAGCUCCGGCUGAUUGAUGCCAUCCAACGACUAGGUGUUGGGUAUCACUACGAGACUGAGAUCGAAGAAGCACUCGAGAAAGUGCAUGCACUUGGAGAAGACCUAUUCGCUAUCCGUGACGAUCAUAGUGACGGUGAUAGUACUACCACCGAUGAUCUCUACAAUGUUUCUCUUCGGUUUCGACUCCUCAGACAACAAGGUCUUCAUGUUUCCUCAGAUGGGUUUAGAAACUUGAAGGACAGUGAAGGCAAGUUCAAAGAAUGGUUGGCUUCGGAUGGACAAGGACUUCUGAGCUUGUACGAGGCGGCUCAUGUGGCGGUUCAUGGAGAAGACAUAUUGGAUGAAGCAUUGAGCUUUGCUACCAAGGCUCUCAAGACCGUUCUCCCCCAACUCAGCCCUUCCUUUCAAAAACAAGUUAAGUUUGCCCUGGGUCUUCCUUCUUGGAAAUGUGUCCCAAGGUCACUUGCUAGGAACUACAUCGAUUUCUAUUCCGAAGAUGCCUCCCACGAUUACAAGCUCCUCAGAUUUGCAAAGUUGGACUUCAACAUGCUGCAGAAAUUACAUCAGCAGGAGCUUCGUCGAAUUUCUGAGUGGUGGAAAAGUCUCAAAGUUACGACCAAUUUCCCACAUGCAAGAGACAGACUUGUGGAAUGCUAUUAUUGGAUCUAUGCCGUGUACUUCGAGCCCAAGUAUGAGUUGGCAAGAAUUAUGUGCACGAAGAUCAUUUCAAUGCUUUCACUUUUGGAUGACACUUGUGAUAACUUUGCUACAUACCAAGAAGUUAAGAUGCUCACAAAAGCUAUUGAAAGUUUCCAUGAGAGCGCUCUUGAAGAACUACCUGAAACGAUGAAGAAUUUGUAUCGUAUCAUCAUUGACCUAUACGACGAAAUUGAGGUGGAACUUGCAAAAACCGGACCUACUUUUGCUGUCAACUAUGCAAAGGAAGAGCUCAAGAAAAUAUGUCGAGCUCACUUGGCUGAGAUCCAGUGGCGUACUGAAGAUCAUGUUCCAACAUUGGAGGAGUACAAGAUCGAUGCUUAUGUUACUAGUGGUUUUCCAAUCCUUUGUACAUCUGCUUUCGUCGGGAUGGGAGCAGAAAUAGCCAGUAGAGAGGCCUUCGAAUGGGUGACCAACGAACCCAAGAUGGUUAGAGCUGCAUCUGUCAUUUCUAGGAUCCAAAAUGAUAUUGUCUCUCAUAAGUGGGAGCGUGAGAGAAGUCAUGCAGCUUCAGCAAUAGAAUGCUACAUGAAUGAGCACGGGGUAUCAGAGGUGGAAGCAGUCAAAUUUUGUUGGGAGGAGAUUUCUAGAGCUUGGAAAGACAUUGCAGAAGAGUGUCAGAAACCAACUCCAUUACCAGUAACCUUGACAGAACGUGUUCUUAACUUUGCACGCUCAAUCAGUGUGAUUUAUGAGAAUGGUGAUGGCUACACUCAUUCUCACCUUUUGAAAGAACACAUCGAUUCAUUGUUAGCUGAUCCCGUUCCUCUCUGA